UCUCGCGCCCCGCGACCAAUAGCAGAUGCUGAGAGGCAUAAAAGUGAUCAAUCGAUAUUCUGGGCGAAACUUAACAUCAACACGCCUGAGCCGGAACUUGCCGAGUACUCCCGGGCUCAGUAAACACAACGAGUUUAAUAAACGUGUAAAAGAAGGGAGGUUUUACUCGCCCCCAAGCAAAACUGAAGUUGUGAUCGGGCCCAGUGAAGCGUUGAUGGUGACGGUGGCGGAGGUGGUGAUGAGAGGACAGACUGCACAUGAAACGUGAUGUGACCUCGUCAAAGAGAAACCCAGGUGGUUUUCUUUCAACAUGGGCAGGGCCUUACUGCCCUUCCUGCCCGGGCCGCUACACAGGCUGCUGCUGCUGCUGCCCAGGCUCGUGCCCCUGCUGAUGCUGCUCAUUUUGCAGGGCAGCAAUGCAGAGAGACCGGAAGAGGGCGAGUCGCAGGUGUCCGUGGCCGAGGGCCUCGUUUUCGUGGCCACGCUGGACGGUCGCCUGCACGCCGUGAGCCGGGCCACGGGCGACGUCAUGUGGGCCCUGCGAGAGGAUCCUGUUAUUCAAGUGCCAGAGGACUUGACUAAACCGGCCUUCCUCCCCGACCCCAUGGAUGGCACCCUGUACUCCCUGGGAGGGCCAGACAGCGAGGGUUUGGUGAAACUGCCCUUCACCAUCCCGGAGCUGGUUCACGCCUCUCCGUGUCGCACGUCCGACGGGGUCUUAUACACAGGUAAGAAGCAGGACCUGUGGAUCGCUGUGGACCCCAUCACGGGACAGAAGAUGCAGACUCUGAGCACCGCCUUCUCGAACGGGGUCCACCCCUCCCCACGCCUCAUCUACAUCGGCCGCACAGUGUACACCAUCACCAUGUUCGACACCAAGGCGGGCGAGCUGCGCUGGAACGUCACCUACUACGACUACUCGGCAGCGCGACUGGGGCCCGACUCGGACUACAAGUUGUCGCAUUUCUCCGCGAGCGGCGAGGGGCUGCUGGUGACCGUGGGGGGCGAGGGUCCCACGUCCGUGAUGUGGGCGCGCGACCUGGGCUCCCCCGUGGUGGGGGUGUACACGUGGGGGGCCGACGGGGUCCUGCGCAAGGCCCCCCUCUCCACCCUGGCGGCGGACACGCUGCGCUACCUCUCGGUAUCCGCGGCGGGCGCCGGCGGGCGCUACACCCUGCCCUCGCACGACCCCGCGCUCAAGACUAAGCUGCGCCGCACGCUGUACGUGGGCCGCUACUCCACGAGCCUGUACGCGUCGCACUCCCUGGUUCACGAUGGCGUCUCCGUGAUGCCGAGGGGCCAGGCCAUGCCGCUCAUCGAAGGGCCGACCACCAAGGAUGUGACGAUGAACGAGGCGGGCCACGCGUGCGAGAUGAACCCCCGCACGCAGGUGCAGUACGCCGAGCGCCGGGCGGACGCGGACGCGGCCGGCGAGGGCUCCCAGCCCGCCCGGGGCGCCGCGCACGGCAGCUUCCUGCAGCAGCGGUGGCUGCUACUGGGGCACCACGAGCUCCCGCCCCAAGCUCACACGACCCUCCUGAACAUUCACAUGCCCGCGGCCUCUGCUGACCACCGGCUUCUGCAGGAGCGCGUCACGGUGAUGGACCCGGCGGCCACGGAGCGGCUCACCACGACGAUCCUGCGGCGGGCCGAGCGCGAGGCCCAGGGGGCUUCCGCCACGGUGACGGCGGCGGUGACGCACGGCGCCGGCGAGGCGGCUGCCAGGGACACGGCGGUGCUCGCCGUCGGCACGCUGCUCCUCGCCGGGGUCAUCGCCCUCGCGCUCGCCGCUCACUCCAAGAAGUCCCCCAAGGACAACGAGCAGCAGCGACUGCAGCGCCAGCUCGAGGAGGUGCUGCGGCUCCUGCAGCCGCAGGCCACCCCCUCCCCCACCUCGUCGCCGGGGCCCACGCCGCCGCCCUCCUCCACCUCGUCGUCGCUGCUCCGUCGGGACGCGUCCGCGAGCGGCGGCUCCAGGUCCGGCGCCUCGUCACCCGCCGCCUCCUCCUCCUCCUCCGCCGCGUCGUCGCCGGCCGCCUCCAACCACUCGCAGCGGUCGCUGAGCGACGCGGGCGACGUGGGGAGCGGGGGGAGCACGCGGAGCUCCGAGAGCCGCGACUGCGACGGGGGAAUUGUCGCGGUGGGGAAGAUCUCCUUCGACUCCCGGGACGUGCUGGGCCGCGGGGCCGAGGGCACCUUCGUGUACCGGGGUCACUUCGACGGGCGCGCCGUGGCGGUGAAGCGCGUGCUCUCGGACUGCGUGGCAUUUGCGGAGCGCGAGGCCCAGCUGCUGCGCGAGUCGGACGCGCACGCUCACGUCGUGCGCUACUUCUGCACAGAGCGCGACCGCCAGUUCCACUACAUCGCCAUCGAGCUGUGCGCCAGCACGCUGCACCAGUACGUGGAGGGGGAACGUUUUGAUCGGCGGGGGCUGGAGCCGCUGACGCUGCUGUACCAGACGAUGAGCGGACUCGCUCACCUGCACUCGCUCAACAUCGUCCACCGCGACCUGAAGCCGCACAACAUCCUCAUCUCGAUGCCGAGCGCGCUGGGCCGUGUGCGGGCGCUCAUCUCCGACUUCGGCCUCUGCAAGAAGCUCGGCGCCGGGCGGCAGAGCUUCAGCCGGCGCUCGGGCACCGCCGGCACGGAGGGGUGGAUCGCGCCGGAGAUGCUGCGCGAGGACAGCACCGAGAACCCGACGAGUGCGGUGGACAUCUUCUCGGCGGGCUGCGUGGUCCACUAUGUGGUGACGGGCGGGGGCCACCCCUUCGGCGACGCCCUGCGCCGCCAGUCCAACAUCCUGCAGGGCGCGCACAGCACCGCGCAGCUGGGCAGCGACACGCACGACACCGUGGUGGCGCGGGACCUCAUCGAGGCGAUGAUCUCCCGGGAGCCGCGCAAGCGACCAUCAGCGGCCACCGUCCUCGCCCACCCGUUCUUCUGGAGCCUCGAGAAGCAGCUGCAGUUCUUCCAGGACGUGAGCGAUAGGAUAGAGAAGGAGGCGGUGGAGGGAGCGGUGGUGGUGCGUUUGGAGGACGGGGGGGCGCGAGUGGUGCGCGACGACUGGAGGCUCCGUAUCACCGUGCCGCUGCAGACCGAUUUGAGAAAGUUCAGGACGUACAAGGGCACGUCGGUGCGCGAUCUCCUCCGGGCCAUGAGAAACAAGAAGCACCACUACCGGGAGCUGCCGGAGGACGUGCAGGAGACGCUGGGCUCCGUGCCGGACGACUUCUGCCGCUACUUCACGUCGCGCUUCCCGCUGCUGCUGCUGCACACCUACAAGGCCAUGAGGUGCUGCUCGCAAGAGAGGCUCUUCCACGCUUACUACCAGCGCCGCGCGGAGGAUGGAAGAGACGCGUCCUCGCCGUGACGCAAUCCGCUCGGGAGGGGACGUCCGAGGAGGAGGAGUCGGAGGAGUUGGAGAACUUCGACUGCUACACCGUCGCGGGGGGGAGGGAAUGUGGACCCAAUAUACGCCCGGAGCGUUCGUGGCCAACGAUCGACGCCCGCAGAAGUUGCGACGGCGCCCGGUGCAGGGGCGACGCGGAACUGUGACGUGGAAGCUGGCGGUGCCGCAGUUGGGCUGACGGGGGAGGAUAAAUAAUUAAACAAAAAAAUAGGACCACAGAUUAGAUUGUAUAGUGAUGUGUGUGUGUGUUUUUUUAUCAUCAAGUUAGUUUUAUAAUAAUAGUGAGAUCAAGAUGUCAUGAGGGCGAAAGCUGCUGAAGCCACCGGUGCAAAAUCACUUCAAUGCCUGUGUAACCGUUUGCUCCGUAAGUUUGUGUUCGCCCGUAUGUUCAUGCUCGCCCUUACGUUCAUAUUCGCCUGUACGUUCAUGUUCACCCGUACGUUCAUUUUCGCCCGCACAUUCAUGCUUGCCCGUAGUUCAUGUUCACCCAUAUGUUCAUGCUCGCUUGUACGGUAAUGGUCGCCCUACAUUCAUGUUCACCCUUAUGUUCAUUUUCACCCAUGGGUUCACAAAGUUUUAGCCGAGCUUUAAGCCGACGCGUGGAAUUUGCCAGCGAAGAAGACGUCGAGAGAAGAUGUAUCUUUUUUUUAUUGUGGGAGACUUUGGCAGUGAAGAACAAAAAAUGUGCCGCAUCCUUCCACGAAAAAAUAACAACUCUGAGAAAUAAUUGUUUACAAAAGUGAUGGAUGACGUUUCGUUUUACAGUCAAAUGGCAGUUCGUUUAAUGCGUUUUUACUCGUGCCUGAGCAUUUAGAGCCACACUCUGCAGAAGCCAAGUGCAAUUAAAUUCAAGGAAAGAGCUA
This is a messenger RNA of Lethenteron reissneri (Far Eastern brook lamprey), 4272 nucleotides long. RefSeq names its product serine/threonine-protein kinase/endoribonuclease IRE1-like. Gene Ontology annotation, cellular component: IRE1-TRAF2-ASK1 complex. The record is from RefSeq and is a predicted model, not a curated record. Gene Ontology annotation, molecular function: RNA endonuclease activity; protein serine/threonine kinase activity; ATP binding. NCBI's taxonomy places the organism in Eukaryota, Metazoa, Chordata, Hyperoartia, Petromyzontiformes, Petromyzontidae. Gene Ontology annotation, biological process: mRNA processing; IRE1-mediated unfolded protein response; protein phosphorylation.